Molecule: messenger RNA, 2159 nt
Organism: Anopheles stephensi (Asian malaria mosquito)
Lineage: Eukaryota; Metazoa; Arthropoda; Insecta; Diptera; Culicidae
Gene: Caf1-55
Product: probable histone-binding protein Caf1
Exons: 2
Coding region: 495-1784 (429 amino acids)
Biological process (GO): regulation of gene expression
Cellular component (GO): NuRD complex; nucleus; ESC/E(Z) complex
Molecular function (GO): histone binding
Source: RefSeq, a predicted model, not a curated record
UCCUCUACACACUUUGGCCAUUCCAAAAGUGCGGCAUUUUGUGUGCUACUGUGUGCUGCAUUCGUCAAGGAAAAGAAUUGUUAAUUUCGGUGCGAAAGCUGCACCGGACGGUAUUUUAUGUGCUUUUAUUACAUUACCAAGUGUGGGCGCGUGUCGUUGUACAAAAGCUAGCCAGUAAACAGGCCACAUUCGCUGCCGUGUGUCUCGCGAUUUGGUUUCGCCGGCUGAACCUUUGCUAUUCGGCAUUUUGGCUAUCGGAACCGAACGCCGCUUUGACAAACGCACACACAUACACAUACAGAGACGCGCGCGCACGUAGCGUCGAAAAAAGAGGUACGGGAACGACUUGCCGCUGCUGCUAGGUACAAAAUCAACCAAACAGCGCCGCACCGCUGUAGCUCUCGUCCAUUUGCCAAGGUUAACGAAAUUGGCGGGAGCUUGUACAACUGAACUUCGGGUGUUUUUGGAGCUGAUUCUCACCAGGGUGCAUCAAAAUGGGUGAUCGAGCAGAUGGUGCGGAAGCAUUCGAUGAUGCGGUCGAGGAGCGUGUCAUCAAUGAGGAGUACAAAAUUUGGAAGAAAAACACUCCCUUCCUGUACGAUUUGGUCAUGACACACGCGCUCGAGUGGCCCUCGCUAACGGCCCAGUGGCUGCCGGACGUGACGAAGCCAGAAGGGAAAGAUUACUCGGUGCACCGGCUCAUCCUCGGCACGCACACAUCCGACGAGCAGAACCAUCUGCUGAUCGCGAGCGUGCAGCUGCCGAAUGAGGAUGCACAGUUCGACACGGGCCACUACGACAACGAGAAGGGCGAAUUUGGCGGGUUUGGAUCGGUGUCGGGAAAGAUCGAGAUUGAGAUCAAAAUUAACCACGAGGGAGAAGUGAACCGGGCACGCUAUAUGCCACAGAACCCGUGCGUGAUCGCCACCAAAACACCGUCCAGCGAUGUGCUCGUGUUCGACUACACGAAACAUCCGAGCAAGCCGGAACCGAGCGGCGAAUGUCACCCGGAUCUGCGGCUGCGAGGACACCAGAAGGAGGGUUACGGUUUGUCGUGGAACCCGAACCUGAACGGGUAUCUGCUGUCCGCCAGUGACGAUCAUACCAUCUGUCUGUGGGACAUCAACGCCACACCGAAGGAGCAUCGGUUGAUCGAUGCGAAGAACAUAUUCACCGGCCAUACGGCGGUGGUGGAAGACGUGGCAUGGCAUUUGCUGCACGAAUCACUGUUCGGCUCGGUGGCCGACGAUCAGAAGCUGAUGAUCUGGGAUACACGGUGCAACAACACCUCGAAACCGUCCCACACGGUCGACGCACACACGGCCGAGGUGAACUGCCUCAGCUUCAACCCGUACUCGGAGUUCAUCCUGGCGACGGGGUCGGCUGACAAGACGGUCGCGCUGUGGGAUUUGCGCAAUCUGAAGCUGAAGCUACACUCGUUCGAAUCGCACCGGGAUGAAAUUUUCCAGGUGCAGUGGUCCCCGCACAACGAAACGAUCCUGGCAUCGUCCGGCACGGAUCGCCGGCUGCACGUGUGGGAUCUGUCGAAGAUCGGCGAGGAGCAGAGCGCGGAGGACGCGGAAGACGGACCGCCCGAGCUGCUGUUUAUUCACGGUGGCCACACGGCCAAGAUAUCGGACUUUUCGUGGAACCCGAACGAACCGUGGGUCAUCUGUUCCGUGUCGGAGGACAACAUUAUGCAGGUGUGGCAGAUGGCGGAGAACAUGUACAACGACGAGGAUCCGGACGUGCCGGCAAGCGAGAUCGAGGCCGGUGCACCGUAAAGCGUACUUGUGUUUUAAUACAUUCGCAUAAUUAUUUGAAUAGGGUUGUAUCGCGCGUCACAACGGUUUCGUUCUGAAUUUAUGUUAUCUUUCCGUUUUCUUAUUUUACUCUAUGCACUGCAAGCGGUAUAUAAUGGCGAUCCUUCUCCCAAUCAUAACGCGCCGCCGGAGUGCAUGAGCUUACUGUAUCAGCAUAUGUUUGAAAUAAAAGAGUUCAUUUGACGGACAUACACAACUCACACACACACAAUCCUAAUAUGUAGAAGAUCUGUACCAACUGCAUGGCGCAAGGAGUACUCGGUAACAUUCAAUAAAAUCAAACUCUGAAGUACCUUCUAUUGUUUCAAUGUAGAACGUGCUCGGAGUGGAACUGAA